Suillus paluster is the source of this 3275-nucleotide messenger RNA. RefSeq lists its product as uncharacterized. Gene Ontology annotation, biological process: GPI anchor biosynthetic process. Bases 36 to 2996 code for a protein of 986 amino acids. The record is from RefSeq and is a predicted model, not a curated record. Gene Ontology annotation, cellular component: endoplasmic reticulum membrane. The transcript has 2 exons. Lineage: Eukaryota; Fungi; Basidiomycota; Agaricomycetes; Boletales; Suillaceae. Gene Ontology annotation, molecular function: mannose-ethanolamine phosphotransferase activity.
GGGCGAAGUGUGCGCCCCAACUUUGAGCGUCCCUAAUGAUUUCUCGUGAAUUUCGUCUCGUACUAUGGCUGUUAUGUGUUCACCUGGCUGGCAUCUACCUCUUUACUAAGGGCUUCCUGCUUAGCCGACUCGCCCUGCCAGACAGAGGUGCAUGCGGCUCAGACACCUGCGCCUCACUCGCGACCCACAAAAGAGCCGUUUUACUCGUUAUAGAUGCGCUCCGGUUUGAUUUCAUCGCAGAACAUCCGCCAGAACCUGCCUCCCCUUUUCAUCACAAUAUCCUGACUCUGCCUCGCGAAUUGACUACCACUCAUCCCAAUCGAUCAUUCAUAUUCAACGCGUAUUCAGACCCGCCGACGACAACUCUUCAGCGACUCAAAGGUCUUACCACGGGAUCUCUACCUACCUUCGUAGAUGCUGGCGAAAAUUUUGGAGGUUCUUCCAUUCACGAAGAUUCCAUAAUACAUCAAUUAAAUGCUGCGGGAAGAAAGAUUGCUCUCGCCGGGGACGACACAUGGCUCACACUAUUCCCAGAUGCCUUCCAGCCAAAUAUGACGUUUGCCUUCGACUCCUUCAACGUCGAAGACCUUCAUACUGUGGACGAGGGCGUCAUCGACAAUCUUUUACCGUUGAUGCGACAUCAUCAAACCUCAUGGGAUUUCGCCAUUGGUCAUGGUUUAGGCGUGGACCAUGCAGGUCACAGAGUCGGCCCAGACCAUCCGGUGUUGCGAGCGAAGCUCGAGCAGAUGAACAAUCUUUUGCGCGAUGUAGUUGCGGCCAUGGACGACGACACCCUGCUCAUAUUGCUCGGGGAUCAUGGAAUGGAUCGAAUGGGCAACCACGGCGGUGACAGCACCCUAGAGACAAUGUCAGCUCUCUGGAUUUAUAGCAAAAUCCCUCUUUCUUUUACUCAGUACACCAUUCCUGAAGCCAUUGUACCGAAGAUUACAUUCCCAGAAGCUCCGGUCCCGCAUCGCUAUGUCCAGCAGAUAGACCUGGUGCCAACUAUCUCCUUGCUCCUGGGUCUUCCAAUCCCAUUUAAUAACCUUGGGAGCGUCAUUCCAGAACUUUUUAAUCGGGAUCCCGAUGGUUCUUCUUUGCAGAAAGCCAUGGAGCUCAAUGCAGCUCAGAUCAUGCGCUAUCUCGAUACUUAUCGAUCCAGUUCGUCUGGAAUGGAGCUUGAUGCCGCCUGGCAUGAUUUCUCCGUUGCCUGGGCCGGCAUAAGUGCGGUGGACGGGGAGCACCGUCUCGUUGCACUUGAUAACUUCACCCGCUUAGCAUUAUCUACUUGCCGUCUUCUCUGGGCUCAGUUCAAUGUCUUGCUGAUGGGCGCUGGAUUGGCAGUUAUCGGUUUAAGCAUUGUCGCAGGCUGGGCCUUGUACUCAACUCUCCGAGAUGUUGGGGACGAUGAGUGGGAAAAGUGGGUGGACGAUAGAGUCUUGUGGUCUUUUAGCGCCUCUGCUGUAGGAUUUGCCCUAGGGUACCUGGCAGAUCUUAUAUUGCACGAGUAUUUGGAUGGUGUUGCCAUGCACCAAACCAUGCUCUUCGUUGCCGCCAUUUCAUCAUUGUUCGUCGUGGUAGCUGCAACCCGCCCUACAAUCACCUUGGCGUCUAUAAAGGCACUUCCCAUCUUCCUCAUCCUACACACCUCGUGUUUCGCGUCAAACUCAUUCACAGUAUGGGAAGACCGUAUCGUGCUCUUCUUCCUCAUCUCGUCCAUCGUCCCAUCUGUCAUCACAGGAUUCACUGCUCCGACCUCUCGGCUGCGCUACCGUAUCCUAGGCUUUUCUACUCUCUUCGCAGCAUGCGUGCGGCUCAUGGCUACGAGCACCAUUUGCAGAGAGGAACAACACCCUUAUUGCACCGUGACCUUUUACGCGUCCGAGUCAUCAUCAGCCCCUCCACUCAUAGCACUCCUACUCGCCUUCCCUGUUGCGAUCGCAAUCCCCCGAGCCGUCCGCCGUAUACUCAAAAUCUCCAAGUCUGACUCAGGUCUGGCUGCAACGUUUAUCCCGCUCUUCCUCGCUCCAACUUUAAUUGCUGGCACGAUGUUCUGGGUACUCGAAUGGGUAGACUCUGCAAAAAUUUUGGGCGAUAUGGGAGAUGUUUUGAGGAUGACGCGAACCGUCCUGGCGAGGACCACUACUGCUGCUAUGUUGAUUGGGGGCAUUUCACUCUGGUGGACGUCACCAGUUUGCCUUGCGAUCUCGAAAAAUCAGUCGAGUCCACAAACUCCUGCGUCUACCUCAGAGGAAAAGACUGAAGUCACUGUGUUGGGCUUUGCCAACGCAUUUGGUUCUCCGUACCUCAUUUUCUGGCUGAUCUUCCUGAGUAUCGUCUGGUUGAUGACCCAGCUCUCAGGGCAGAUUGUCCUCGGGUUUGCAUCUGUCGCGCUGCUCUCCUAUCUGGAGGUCAUCGACAGCGUUCGGGACGUACACGGGUUGAACGAAGCCUUCACAUCCGCCUCUCCAUCUUCCGCACUCGACCUUGCUACUGUCAAGCGAGACCUCUUAUUUUCAGAACUCGUACCGCUGGGGCUUUUAGCUAUGCAUACAUACUACAGCACAGGCCACCAAUCGACGAUCCCCUCAGUUCAAUGGAAAAGUGCAUUUAUCUUCGGGUCGACGGUCUCUUUCCCGUUCUCGCACAUAUCCUUGACGAUCAACACCCUCGGUCCGUUCGUACUGAUAGCUCUCGCUACGCCCUUACUCGUGCUCUGGAACCUUCCUCCACUGCCACACCCAAAAACCCUUGGUGCGUCUGCGCUAAGAGCUGGAAUAGGGAUAUCGUUGUAUUUUGCGGUGUUGGCGUUUGGAGCUGCUGUGUUUGCUGCGCUGUUGAGGAGGCAUUUGAUGGUGUGGAAGAUUUUUGCGCCUAGGUAUUUGUUUGCUGCUUUGGCGCUUUGUGCGGUGGAUGUGGGUGUGUUGAUUGGGGUUGGGGUGGGUGUUGGGAGGGUCAGGGAGGAGAUUGUGAGGGUGUUUAGGGCGGUUUCUUGAUACGGGGCGGUACUAGUAUUGAUGAAUGCUCUUCUCGGUGGGACAUGGUGUUGGUAUUUUAUCGGAGAUCGUAGCGCCGCUCACACAGCAAAUCCCCGACUCCGAUAACAUUAAUUAUAUGUCUCGACGUGUUGAUAAAGAGACAACAUACUCCCCGACUCCCACUAACGUGGGAGGACCUACUGAUAUUCCCUUGGAGUCGGGGAUUGACGCACAUACGCGACACAAGAAUGUUUUGAAACUCCGACUUAGUAGUACCAAUUAAUUGUUCUUUUCAGC